UUUUUUUGUUCCCAGGAGAUCCCUUGGGAAAAUGUUUCCACAGUCGGGGAAAUCCAUUGUCUUUGACAACUUUCCUGAUCCUUCAGACACCUGGGAGAUUAUUGAAACCAUCGGGAAAGGGACCUAUGGAAAAGUUUAUAAAGUCCUCAACAAGAAGAAUGGAAGCAAGGCAGCUGUCAAAAUAUUGGAUCCCAUCCAUGACAUCGAUGAGGAGAUUGAAGCCGAGUACAACAUCCUCAAGGCUCUUUCUGAUCACGCCAACGUAGUGAAGUUCUUUGGGAUGUUCUACAAGAAGGAUGUCAAAAAUGGAGACCAGCUCUGGCUUGCUCUGGAGGUAAGCAAACAUUGUUAUGUUUUUUGUUUUUUAUUAUUUAGACUUCUUGCUGGUCUCCUGUUUUCAACCGGUCCUGUUACUUCUGUCAUCUCUGUUACUCUUACAUCUGUCUGGUCGUCAGUCACUGACUAUUAUGAUCACACUGGGGGAGGUUACUGAUGCCAUGAUGCCUGAUAGGAUUAAAUGAGGGUAUUGGGUUAACGUAUCAGUCCGUGUUGAUCAGUUGAUUCAGGAAUGAGGCUG
Molecule: messenger RNA, 577 nt
Organism: Clupea harengus (Atlantic herring)
Lineage: Eukaryota; Metazoa; Chordata; Actinopteri; Clupeiformes; Clupeidae
Gene: myo3a
Product: myosin-IIIa-like
Exons: 2
Coding region: 32-493 (153 amino acids)
Biological process (GO): positive regulation of filopodium assembly; regulation of actin filament length; sensory perception of sound
Cellular component (GO): myosin complex; filopodium tip; stereocilium tip
Molecular function (GO): protein serine/threonine kinase activity; microfilament motor activity; protein binding
Source: RefSeq, a predicted model, not a curated record